AUGAAAAACGCCGUCAUCCUCGCCGCUCUUGCGAGCACCACAGCGGCUUACCCAUUCAGCGACUACCUCGACGCCAUCUUCGGCACCAAGGAGUCCCGUCAUGCUCCUCCUCCAGAGCUGAUGCCCGGUUUCGCCCCAAUCGGAACCGGCACAGCAUCUGGCAUUCCUUUCCCUACAGCAACAGGAGCAUUUCCCAUCGACGGUAUGCCACCUGUCCGCCACCGCGUCCGCAACUUGGCUAUCGACUACCAGCUCGCCCCAAGACAGGGCCCCGGAGCCGGCAGCGCGCUACCCAGCUUCUCGUUGGCGGAGCCCACAGACGGUACUCCCGCUCUGCCUACAGAAACGGAGGGAGCCUUCCCUGGCCUUCCCACAGGACUCCCCACAGGCCAGCCUGACGCUCCAUUCCCAUUCCCAACGGGUGGACCCGACAUGCCUUCCCCUACUGGCGGCUUUCCCAAGCCCCCUGGUGGACCUGAUAUGCCUUUCCCAACCGGUGGCUUUCCUAAGCCACCUGGUGAUGGUCCUUCUCCAUCAGACCUUCCUUUCCCAACCAACCUUCCUUUCCCCAUGCCCACCGGUGGCUCUCCGUUCCCCUUCCCUGGUACCGGCAUGCCUGGUCUGCCCACUACAAUGCAGACUUUGACUCGCGGUCCCCAGCCCACGGGUAUGCCUGAGCUGCCUGGUUCAGAGAACGGCGAGCAAGGACCUGGCGAUGACGCCCCAGGAGGCUUCUUCGAUUGGCUCAGUAGCCUGUUCGGCGGCGGCAAGAGUGAGAUGAGCUCUUAG
This is a messenger RNA of Alternaria arborescens, 789 nucleotides long. RefSeq lists its product as hypothetical. The coding region runs from base 1 to 789 and encodes 262 amino acids. The transcript has a single exon. NCBI's taxonomy places the organism in Eukaryota, Fungi, Ascomycota, Dothideomycetes, Pleosporales, Pleosporaceae. The record is from RefSeq and is a predicted model, not a curated record.